CGGGACCGGCAAUGGGCGCGGGCUGGUAUGAAACCCUUGAUUUUCUUCUUUGAAUAGCUUCACUGGUAGACAGAGCUUCCAAUCUCGUUUUUAUAUACUUCGAAAUUUAAUAGUUAAAAUGUUAAGCACAUACGUUUUUUCACUGGUCUAUGUAUCCUAGCUUUUGUAUUCAAUCGGUAGAAUAUACUGAAGUAUGAGAACCGCUUCCGGCUUCUCCUAUGCGUUUGCUCAUUUGUUUUUUUUUUUUUUUUUUUUGUUCUGUUUCGACCGUCAGUUGCAGGUUCAGGACGAUUGGUGAACUAGGUUGUCAUAAAACCAGGUAAGGAUCAUUCUAUGGUUGCAAGUUUCUGUUUAUUGACGAGAAGAAGUUACUGUUCAUUCAGAAACUUUCAUGCCGGGAAGCGGUUCUCCAAUCCAGGUGGUGAGGAUAUUAUUUUUAAUGCCAUUUGUGUUCAUUUAAGACGACAGAGAUGGGGAUUCUUAGAGAAGAUAACUUCAAAUUUGACAAAUUCGUUGGUAAGUCGGGUUGUUCUAGAGUUCCAGACCUCUCCACGGUUAGCUUUGGAUUUCUUCAAUUGGGUCAGAGAGAAAAAGAGUUUUUCACACUGUUUGGAAUCUUACUGUACCGUUGUUCAUAUACUGGUCAAUGCAAGGUGGUUCGACGAUGCCUUGUCUCUCAUGAGAUACCUGAUGCUGAAAAAGGGAAUCCAGCCGCUGGAACUUUUAGAAGCCUUGAUUGGUGGUUAUAAAACCUGUACAUCGAGUGUGGCUGUUUUCGAUGCGUUAGUUAGGGCUUGUACCCAACUAGGGUACACCAGGGAUGCUUAUGAGGUAAUCAAUAAGCUAAGGAUGGAUGGUUGCAGGAUCACUAUUCACGCUUGGAACAACUUCUUGGAUCAUCUCCUGAAGUUGAAUGAAGGUGGAGAAUUUUGGAAUAUGUACAGGGAAUUGGUCUCAAGUGGGUAUGUUGAAAAUGUGAAUACCCAUAAUUUGGUUAUCUAUGCUCUUUGUGAUGAAUGUAAACUGAAAGAAGCAAUUUCUGUAUUUUAUCAGAUGUUGAAGAGGGGAAUUUUUCCCAAUGUUGUUACUUUGAACAUGCUGAUAGAUGGGGCUUGCAAGAAGGGAAAUGUCGAACUUGCCAAUGAGAUUAUGAAGAAGAUGGGUGUCAUGUCAGGGGAGGGUAUCAGACCUAACUCAGUCGCUUAUAACUCUCUCAUAAAUGGUUUCUGUAAAGCUGGGAAAGUGGCAAUUGCAGAAGAAGUUCGGGCAGACAUGAUUGAGAUGGGGAUUGAUCCAAAUGUAAGGACCUAUGCAAUUUUGAUUAAUGCAUAUGCAAGUGAAGGGAAUCUAGAAGAGGCUUUCAGAUUGUGUGAUGAAAUGGUGGAGAAAGGUUUGAUGCCUAAUUCUGUUAUUUAUAAUUCUGUCAUUCAUUGGCUUUGCAAGGAGGGGGAUCUUGAAGAAGCUUUUGUGCUAUUUUCUGACAUGAUUGAAAAACAUGUUUCUCCUGAUCAGUUGACUUAUUCUAUUCUAACAGAGGGUCUAUGCAGAAAUGGGUACCUGAGAGAAGCUCUUAAAUAUCACAAGGCGAUUCUUGUAAAUAACAUUCUUGAAGAUACAUUUAUGCAUAACAUUCUUAUUAAUUAUCUAUGCAAAAGCAGGAACAAUGAUGGAGCAAGACAGUUGCUGGGGAAUAUGUUUGUUCUUGGACUGCUUCCUGACCUAGUCACAUAUAGCACUCUGAUUGAUAGUUACUGCAAAGAAGGGAAGAUAGAUAAUGCAAUCCAUAUUUAUGGUAUGAUGGUAAAAGAAGGGCAAAGACCAAAUUUGGUAACAUACAAUUGCAUUGUCAGUGGUUUGUGCAAUGAUGCUCAUGUUGAUAGAGCAAGGCUUUUGGUGGAGGAAAUGAAGAAGAGGAAUAUACCCCUUGAUGUUAUAACUUAUAACACUUUGUUAAAUGGGUAUUGUAGUAGCAGGAAGAGUGAUGAAGCAUAUUCUCUAUAUCUCGAGAUGAAAAGGAUUGGAAUUUCACCAAACACAGUCACUUAUAAUGUGUUGAUCAACUUCUUGUGCAAGCAUGGUUGCUUUCAACAAGCAAAAGAAUUUGUGAAGUUAAUGACUCAGAAGGGUCUAGUUCCUGAUUGUAUUACAUAUACAACUCUUGUUACUGAACUUAAUAAAAAUUGCAGUGCUAAUCAAGUGAUCGAGUUGCACGACUUUAUGGUGCUUACAGGGGUAGUUCCUGAUAGUUUCACAUACAAGACCCUUGUGAGCAAACUUGUUCUGGAAGAAGGUGCAUAUUUUGAAGCUUGAAAGGGAUCUUAAAAGCCUAAUCAGAAAUUCAAUGCAGACACAGCUCAUCAGUCUGGUGAAAAAUGUCAAACAGUUUGCCGGCCUGAUCAUUUGCAUUGGCUUUGGAGUAUGCUGCUUUUGCACAGGGUUUAAAGUUCAAUUUUACUUGGAGGUGGGCCAGGUGGCGUGUUGGAUGGGCCUUGAAGAGAACGACACCAACCUCUUUUUGAGGUAUCUCCCUAGGGACUCAUGAACUAGGACAGGAAAUUUCUAUCACACACAGCACUUGCCCAUGUAUGUAUUGUAAGGCUAGAAUGAAGCUAUUCCAUCUUAUCAUAGUGGCACACAAAAAGGGCGAUUAUUUGACUUAUUGUGUAUAUAGAUUCUCUUAAUAAAUAUAUACCAUGUUAAACAUUAUUAUCAUUC
Nelumbo nucifera (sacred lotus) is the source of this 2715-nucleotide messenger RNA. Lineage: Eukaryota; Viridiplantae; Streptophyta; Magnoliopsida; Proteales; Nelumbonaceae. The record is from RefSeq and is a predicted model, not a curated record.